AUGAUGUACCUCGCACUUUUAUUCGUCGCCUUUGCAUCUAUUUCCUCGUGUCCUGUUCCAACCAAAAAAGUCGUCAACUAUGAGAAUACAAUUCUCCACAAGGAUAACAGCCCAAAACCGAUCCACAACGUAGCACCAAUAAUGAAUUCUGCGCACGAUAACCUUAAUCUACUAAAAGCUAUUGAAUCGUCGACCCACUCCUACCCGGAGUACGAAUUCGCCUACGGUGUUUGGGACCCCAAAACGGGUGACCACAAGGAUCAGUGGGAGAAGCGUGCCGGCGAUCGAGUCCGUGGGGUAUACAUGCUGGUGGAGGCGGAUGGAACGCAACGAAUCGUCGAGUAUGAAGCGGACGACAAGCGAGGCUUUAGGGCCAAAGUAACGAAUGUCGGCCAGAAGCACCUGGAGGAAAAAAUCAAAUGGAAAUCGGACGGUUAUGGCGUUGCAACCAGCUAUAACAUGCUCACUAAGGCCAAUUAGCAGCUACUUUGGUGCCCGAUGGUUUCUGUGGGAAUGAUAAG
Armigeres subalbatus is the source of this 521-nucleotide messenger RNA. Its product is annotated as larval cuticle protein A2B-like. The record is from RefSeq and is a predicted model, not a curated record. Bases 1 to 480 code for a protein of 159 amino acids. NCBI's taxonomy places the organism in Eukaryota, Metazoa, Arthropoda, Insecta, Diptera, Culicidae. The transcript has a single exon. Gene Ontology annotation, cellular component: extracellular matrix.